Messenger RNA from Paecilomyces variotii, 1758 nucleotides. Its product is annotated as putative transcriptional activator. Bases 254 to 1336 code for a protein of 360 amino acids. The transcript has 2 exons. Lineage: Eukaryota; Fungi; Ascomycota; Eurotiomycetes; Eurotiales; Thermoascaceae. The record is from RefSeq and is a predicted model, not a curated record.
CUCUGCUUUGUUCCUCAAGCAGGUGAGUAGGAGUUAUUGAUCAUUCACUACCUAUUGAUGGGCAUUCGCAUUCAUUCAUCCAAUAUGGAGUGUUCCCCUGCCACUGUAUAUUUUGCAAUAUAUUAUACCUCUUCUGUGCCUCUCUGCUUAGAAUGCCCAUCGUGAUACUCUACCUCCCUAUCUCUUCGCAUCAUCCCAAUAUCUACGCUCUCCUGCCGGUCAUUUGGUUCUUCUUGCUGGUCAAAAGAACACAAUGGAUCACCAGAAAUUCCUGCAAUCGCUCGAUAGCAUGUUAUCUGACAGUGAGGUUUCUUCAGUUUCGAGUAAUUCUUCGGAGAUGGCUGGGCCAGAACUCGCGAAGAUGGCCGGAGAGGAUGGGAAGCCUUUGCCUGCAGGCACCAUUGCGAAGCUGACGAGUGAUAUUCUUAAUGACACAUUCUACAACAUCAUUUAUGACAUGGUUGCGCAAGUCCAUCGUGACGAGAAGAUGGCUCGCAUGCGAUCAGCCGUCACUGUUGCGCGGCAGAAAGCCGAAGACGAAGCCGCUCGACUUCGGCAAGAGAACGGGACCAAGACGAAUGGCGCGACAAAGCCCGGAGACGCAGACUCUGAAAACAAUUCAGACGAGAAUAUCAGAAUCGAAACAGAUGCUGCGAUAUACGAUAAUGGAAAAGUCUAUCUGAAGGGCAAUCCGCUCAAGACCACCAAGGAAAUCAUCUGCCCUGAUUGCCGUUUGCCACGCCUUCUCUACCCUACGAUAGGAGUUGGUGCUCGUCCUCCGCCUGACCCCUUCCGAGAGUACUGCAAGAGGAUGCCACCGGUUAACAGGCCUGGAAUCGAUAUUCACGGUUAUCCUUUCGCUACAGACAAGACCAACGCCAAGAAAAAGAAGAAUGCCGAUACCCCUGCUUCGAGUCCACCCUCCACCCCAGACGGCUUUGGCUCUUUCACGGAAAUACCACAGGCGAGGGAGAUUCCCACCGUCAAGUGCCCGCACUGCCCUCGCUAUUUCAUUGCCACCAGAACUUCACAGCACAUGGAUCGAUGCAUGGGUUAUUCUGGCAGAGGCGGAGGUCGAACCAGGACUCCCCAGGACAGCGGUGCCAGUACUCCCAAUCCAGCUCCGCCGAAACGACCGAGAGAAGAUGAUCUUAUCUCGGCCGUCACGAAAAAGAAGAAGCCGAAUCCUACUCCCAAGAAGAUGGCAGGUAAAAAGCCUCCACCUGCCAGCAAACUCAGAAAUGGCACUACCCCAGACACGGCAGCUGCUAUGGAUUCUGAGUCUAAAGCUUCCGACAAAAAGGUCAAGAAGGAAGCAAGCAGCUCAAAGGACUGAAAGAACACGAGAUCAGUCUAUGCAUUGAAGCAGCGAUGUUUUCUUCGCUUUACUUUCUUUUUCUUUUCCUUUCUUUGCCCUUUUUCAUUGGUAAAAAAGAACUUCGAGAAAAAGACGCCCGUUUGGGACUACGCACAUGUACGAGGAUAUUGAAGAUACCAGCAUAUGAGGCGUCGCAGGGAAAUUUCUUACAGACUUGUCAUGUCUCCAUGCUGGCAAGUCACAGCAUGCUGGGGGGUUUGUUCUGUUGCUUUGUGUUCAAUCUUUUCCUUUUUUGAGGGUUUUUGUAUAGAGAGUAUGGUGUACAACAACCUGGCGUUGGGUGACUGCACUUCCUGUGGUCCAGCUGAAUCAUGGUACUGUAUAUUCUUAGCCAAACUUCCUGCUGGAAUUAUGAUGAUGUUUCUGUUCUCUAUUUGUCU